Cucurbita pepo subsp. pepo (vegetable marrow) is the source of this 1054-nucleotide messenger RNA. RefSeq names its product large ribosomal subunit protein eL8y. The record is from RefSeq and is a predicted model, not a curated record. Gene Ontology annotation, cellular component: ribonucleoprotein complex. Gene Ontology annotation, biological process: ribosome biogenesis. Gene Ontology annotation, molecular function: RNA binding. NCBI's taxonomy places the organism in Eukaryota, Viridiplantae, Streptophyta, Magnoliopsida, Cucurbitales, Cucurbitaceae.
UGAGGCGUUCCACCAUUCAUACUGUGUUGAAGAGCCUCCUCCAAAUAAAACCCUAAAGCGGCGGCCACUUCCUUUCACCUCGCUCUCCUGCCGCCGAAAAAAUGGCACCGAAGAAGGCUGUUGGAAAAGCUUUGGCGAAGAAGAAGCCGGAGAAGGUGGUGAACCCGCUAUUUGAGAAGCGUCCGAAGCAGUUUGGAAUCGGUGGGGCAUUGCCGCCGAAGAGGGAUCUCACACGGUUCGUCAAAUGGCCGAAAGCUGUUCAAAUUCAGAGGAAGAAGAGGAUUCUCAAGCAGAGGCUCAAGGUUCCACCAGCUUUGAAUCAGUUCACCAAGACCCUUGACAAGAAUCUUGCAACAAACUUGUUCAAGAUGCUUUUGAAGUAUAGGCCAGAGGAUAAAGCACAGAAAAGGGAGCGUCUUUUGAAAAGAGCUCAGGAAGAGGCUGAAGGCAAAUCCCACGAUGCGAAAAAGCCUAUCGUUGUUAAAUAUGGUCUCAACCAUGUUACCUAUCUCAUUGAACAGAACAAGGCACAGCUGGUCGUGAUUGCACACGAUGUGGACCCAAUUGAGUUGGUAGUUUGGCUCCCAGCUCUGUGCAGAAAGAUGGAAAUUCCAUACUGCAUCGUGAAGGGAAAAGCACGAUUGGGAGCGAUUGUCCACCAAAAGACUGCAUCAGUUUUGUGCUUGACAACCGUGAAGAACGAAGAUAAGCUGGAGUUUAGCAGGAUCCUCGAAGCUAUUAAGGCUAAUUUCAAUGAUAAGUACGACGAGUACAGGAAGAAGUGGGGUGGUGGAAUCAUGGGUUCCAAAUCCCAGGCUAAAACUAAGGCAAAGGAGAGGCUGCUGGCGAAGGAAGCUGCUCAGAGGAUGUCUUAGGUAUCAGAAUUGUUCUUUUAUGAUAACUUGCAGAAUUGUUGUCUGAUUCUUUUUGGUUGUUUAGCUUACUUAUAUGCGUCUUUUAAGGCUGAGAACUUCUUGUUGUAGUGCUCUGUCCCUGUAACCCUCUUAUUUAUCUUAGAUUAACUUUGAAUGCCAUCAGUUUGUCAUUUCUAAUA